CAAAAUCUACAAUAUUAUAUUAUGCCUAUUUCGAAAAACUUAUUGAUCCCUCAUCAAUUGUCAAUGUGAAUUAAAAAAUUAUUCCAAAAGUAGUGUUGCUCACUCUCUCUCUCUUUGGUGUCCCCCUCUUCUGGUGGAAAAUAUCCCAAAUGAAAGAAGCACGACCACAACCACCGAUCCUUCGACAGAAGAAGAACCAUCUCCCAGAUGACAUCGUGUUGGACAUCCUAGCAAGGCUACCCGUGAAAUCACUCCUAAGAUUCAGGUGUGUUCACAAAUCCUGGUACUUUCGCAUUACCAGCCCUAAUUUCAUUUCCACCCACCUUAAUAUGUUUUUGCGCCACAAUCAAGGUUAUGUCAUACACAUGCCAACAAUUAAUCUUGACAAUCAAGACUUGAAGGUCGCUUGUGACCGCACGUUUGAUGGUAUUUCUGAGUUUAAAAUUCCCUUUAGUUUUCAAUCUGGGCUUGCCUUUUUAGUUGGUUCAUGCAAUGGACUAUUGUGUUUCAGUGAUUUUAGGCUGCAAAACUCCCUAAUUAAUAAUGCAUUCUUUGGGUUUAAUGAUGUAUACUUGUGGAACCCCAGCAUUAGAAAAUUUAAGAAGUUGCCUGAUACUUGCUUGAGCCAAUUACAUCUUGCUAAACUUGGAUUUGCUCACCAUUCUCAAAAAAAUGAUUACAAGGUUGUGAGGAUCUCAAGGCCUUUUACUGAACCUAUGCCUCCCCCUGAGGCUGAGGUGUAUACAUUAAGUUCGGAUUCAUGGAAAAGAGUUGGAAUCUCAUGGAGACCCAAUGUUGUUUUCUACAAAUUUAGUUGUGUUAAGCCAUUCCCAUUUGUUAGUGGACAUUUGCAUUGGAUGUUGGAUAUGAUAGAAGAGGCAGGAGGGCAAGAGAUGCACUGUAUUGAAAUGAUAUUGUCAUUUGAUGUCAAUAGUGAGAAAUUCAAAGAGUUACCUCUGCCUAAUGAUCACUCUUUCAAAGAUGGGAAAAAUCUUACGUCAAUCAAGGAAAAACUAGCUUUAGCAAAAUUUGAACAGCAACCACAUGGCAUGCUAUGUUGCAUAUGGGUGAUGAGGGAGUAUGGUGUGUCUGAAUCGUGGAAUAAACUUUGUGUUGUACCAGUUGUAACUCAUACUUGUUUCAUUGGUUUCACCAAGUAUGGAUCACUUUUAAUCCAAAAGAAGACCCAAGAAAUCUGCAGCUUGGAAGAUAAGUAUGUUUUAAUAGACCCUGAAACUCUACAUGAGAAGGAGACUAGUAUUCAAGCAAUACAUCCUUUAGUUAUAGCUACUUACAUGGAGAACCUUGCUUUACUUGAUGGUGCAAAUGUGAUAUCUUACUGAGAAUUCAUUGAUGGUAUGAAUGAAGUGAAACCCUUGUAGUGCUUUUAAUUGUCCUUUUAUGGCAUUUGAUAUUUCCAUUUGACAUUUAUAUUAUCAUUUUUCUGCUAAAAUAUAAACAACAGAUUAAGGAAAUGGCAGAAGAGAUUGAAAGAUAAUAGUUCAUCAAAAAAGAUUGAAAGAUAAUAAAAAGAAGCUCUAAAACUAUGGAGGUUGAAAAAGGAGUAGCCAAUUACUUAUUUAGUGUGUGUAUUAAAAUUCCAGGGUCAUCUUCUUAAUUCCUCAGUUCAAGCUAUAUGGUCUUUGUUGGCUUCUACAGCACAUCUAAUUAUAAUGUUAUGUAUUGUCAGUUUAUGUGAAUCAACAACUACGUUCAGCUGCUUAACAUUA
Molecule: messenger RNA, 1730 nt
Organism: Quercus lobata
Lineage: Eukaryota; Viridiplantae; Streptophyta; Magnoliopsida; Fagales; Fagaceae
Product: F-box/kelch-repeat protein At3g06240-like
Exons: 1
Coding region: 150-1343 (397 amino acids)
Molecular function (GO): protein binding
Source: RefSeq, a predicted model, not a curated record